AUGGAUUCUGCAGGUAGAAAAGUCAUUGUAUGCGAUAAUGGUACUGGCUAUAUUAAAUGUGGUUAUUGCACGUCAAAUUUUCCUGACUUUCAUUUUCCAUGUAUGGUUGGUCGACCAUUAAUUCGUUCUCGUGCUAAAGUAAAUAAUAUUGAAGUUCAAGAUAUAAUGGUUGGUGAUGAAGCACAAAAAGUUCGACAAAUGCUUGAAAUAAAUUAUCCUGUUGAAAAUGGUAUUGUUAACAAUUGGGAAGAUAUGAAACAUAUUUAUACUUAUCUAUUUGGUCCAACAAAAAUGAAUAUUAAUCCAAAUGAAGCUAAAAUUUUAUUAACAGAAGCACCACUUAAUCCAGUCAAAAAUCGUGCUAAAAUGUUAGAAGUUAUGCUUGAUCAAUUUCAAUUUCAUGAAUGUUCAUUAGCAUAUCAAGCAAUAUUAACAUUAUAUGCUCAAGGAAUUUUAACUGGUGUCGUUGUUGAUAUUGGUGAUGGUGUAACACAUAUUUGUCCUGUUAUUGAUGGAUUUUGUUUACAAAAUUCAAUUGCACGACUUAAUAUUGCUGGACGUGAUAUAACAAGAUAUUUAAUUCGUUUAUUACUUCUUCGUGGGUAUGUAUUCAAUCAAUCGGCUGAUUUUGAUACUGUUCAACAAAUAAAAGAAAAACUUUGUUAUGUUGCACAUGACGUUGAAGAAGAACGAAAAUUAGCAUUAGAUACAACGGUUUUAGUUGAAACUUAUACAUUACCUGAUGGUCGAGCAAUAAAAUUGUCUGGUGAAAGAUUUGAAGCACCUGAAGUUCUUUUUCGUCCAUCAUUAUUAGGUUUAGAAGUAAAAGGUGUUGCUGAACAAGUAUUUAAAGUAAUUAAUAGUGCACCUAUGGAUGAUCGACGUAAACUUUAUAAACAAAUUGUACUUAGUGGUGGUACAACAAUGUAUCCAGGAUUUGGUACCCGUCUUGAAAAUGAAUUAGAAAAACUUUAUAAAGAACGAAUUCUUAAAGGACAACCAGAUAAAUCAGCAAAAAAUGUUAUUUGUAUUGAAGCACCACCGCGUCGAAAGAAUAUGGUCUUUUUAGGUGGUGCUGUUUAUGCUAAUUUAGUUAAAGAUGCACCAACUCAAUGGAUAUCUCGACGUGAUUAUGAAGAACAAGGUAUUGAACGUUGUGUACAACGAUUGAACAAAAUUUGUCCACGAUAG
This is a messenger RNA of Rotaria sp. Silwood2, 1191 nucleotides long. Lineage: Eukaryota; Metazoa; Rotifera; Eurotatoria; Philodinida; Philodinidae. The record is from the annotation of a GenBank genome assembly.